CUUUCAUGGAAUGUCAAAUGAUAUGAAGUCUCAUUACAAUGAAGCUAAGAGCUCCGUUUACACACCUUGAUACAGACAUGCAUCUGGUCGGGUAGUCAAGUGCCAGCCAGAGUGUAACACACCAGUUUGGUUGAUACAAAGGCUCCUGUGACUCGAUAGCGGUCAAGUUUGCAUAACACAAACCACGACGACAAUGGCUCCCUUGAUACCAUCAUGAUGUGUCAUAUGAACAAUCUCCUUCGAGGUAAUGUGUACCUCUAGAGGUGUCUGCUGAUUGACACUUGAUGCAUCUAUAUAUAGCUACUAGUCUCAGCUUUAAUAGUCAGGGGAAGCUACAUCUCACAAGGGAUAAAUCCCAGUAUAUAUAGACUCUCUUUAACCCUACAACCGAGUUUCUCUUGUUCACGCUCUUAUUUUCUCGGGCUAUAACUGAUUCUAAGCAUAGCACACAAGAGAGGUCCUUAGAAUCAUCAUCAAAUCCCAUGUCGAACACAGCCUCCCGCGACAAGGGCAAGGGAAAAGCCAUACAGUCCCCAGACUAUGCUGAUCCAUACUACAAAUCCCUCCAUCCCUUAUCAGCUUGGAUUAUCAUCACUGCAUCGGAGGAAGAUGCGUCUUUAUCAGAACGAAUCUGCCUUCCCCGUCGAUUUUGUUUAAGUCGAGGCAAGCCGACCAGCCCUCUCGUACAGACUGCCUUUGGGUCACUGCGCACGGCAAGCUGCGUGCUACAGAGAGGAUGGAAACUAUUCAUGAUAUCUGCGGGUGCUGAAACUGUUAGUAGUUCUAUUGAUGGAAGUCGAGACCACGGAGUCUGGGAUGAACAGGUGUCACGAAAGCCCCAGUAUGUCAUCAAGGAAUGCGUGAAACUCGGCGAGGUGAUCUACCAGGCUACGCACAAUUUCGUCAUCGUCGAAGUGGCCGAUAAGUUCCGUGUUUGCCAGGAUGCGGGUUGCACCGAAUGCACGAAGCCUGUCAAUGAUAGUGGGUUCGUGAGCAACAAGGGGCCUGGCGAUAGUGAGACCGUCAGGAUCUGGACUCUCGGGGAACCCGUAGCUCAAGAGCUCAAUCCAAAAGUCAAAAUCUCUGUUGACCUACCUUACAGACCAAGCAACAAAGACUUUCGGAGCUUCAGCGCAUAUACUGUCCACGAAGGCGCGGCCAAAGGAUUGUUCAAGAGGACAAAAGUGAUGAUCCCCUGGAUCGAUUGGGGAGGUCUUGUAUCGCAAGACGGACAAUUCAUUGGCAUCGUCAACAACACAAGAGGAGCAAAGGAUACUAUCAUGGUAGAGGUCCUGGUGUUCGAUAAGAAGCUUUGGGCGACUUUAGACGGAGCUUUGAAGGAGCAUAUGUUUCCAGGACUGAUCGCUGGCCCAUCGGUAACGGAAACAGAUCCAUUCAUUGUUACGAGCCUCUUCAGGCACCUUGAAUACCGAUACUAGACGAAGAGCUGAUAGAAGAGAGACCCUGUGACAGUUUGGAACGGGGGAUAGCCUGCCGGGUAGUAGUUUACAAUCAAAUUUGCAUUCAACGCUGAUUUGAGAAAGUGAUAGUCAAACUGCACUUGAUCAAGUGAACUAGCCAUGUUAGUGAGAGCCUGGAUUAAAUUAAUGCUUGAGGAGCUCGCCAAUUCAAUUGCUAUUGCGCGUGUACCU
This is a messenger RNA of Xylaria bambusicola, 1652 nucleotides long. RefSeq lists its product as uncharacterized. The transcript has a single exon. The coding region runs from base 483 to 1439 and encodes 318 amino acids. Lineage: Eukaryota; Fungi; Ascomycota; Sordariomycetes; Xylariales; Xylariaceae. The record is from RefSeq and is a predicted model, not a curated record.